AUGUUAAUCUCUCCAGCCAUUGCCGCCAACUGGGCCACCAUGGUGCUCCGACAAAUGCAAGUGGCAACCAGUGUGGUUUACAUACUCAGUCUCGACAUGAAGGACGCCAAAACACAUUUCGACAAGGGAAUAAAGGUAGUGGAAGCAGUGGGAAUCCUUGCUGUUGGUAUUGGCCCGCUCUGGAGAAAACCCAUGGUUUCUGCUGCCAAACUGCAGAGUUGGAAGAUAUCUCCUUACCAAUUCACAGCUGCCAUUCUCACCCUAUCUACAGUACUCGUAAGUCUAGCAGCGGUCUUCCUUUUUGUCGUGAAGAACUACUUUCUAGUUGUUAUUGUUGUUUUUGUCAACUCGGUGCUGGUCAAUGAAAUCAAAUGGGCUGAGGCCUACUUUUCCACCAAUUGGUUGCCUAAAAACAAGUACCUGGAGAUGUUUGAAAAGAGCAAGAAUAUUAUUCUGCUGUUCACCAUUUUUCCUGCCAUGAUUGCCACCUGGAUCCGAACUGUGUGGUUGUUUGUUCCUAUUCCUGUGGCUCUUUUGCUCAUAUCCUACUUCCUGGCCUUCAAAUUGGAACGUCUUCUCGACCAGCAAGUCAAGUACAAACAGAUGCUUGAAGACAAUGCUGAAUACACUCCUCUUGCCGAGUGGAAUGACCCCAACUCGUAUGACUAUUACAAGAUUGACAUUAAGCAGGAGAGCUGGGGUCAAUUCUACACCUAUUAUUUCUUCCAGUUUUUGUGA
Messenger RNA from Yarrowia lipolytica CLIB122, 738 nucleotides. RefSeq lists its product as uncharacterized. The record is from RefSeq and is a predicted model, not a curated record. NCBI's taxonomy places the organism in Eukaryota, Fungi, Ascomycota, Dipodascomycetes, Dipodascales.